AUGGCCGACUCAGCUUCGCAGACUGCAGCUGGCUAUGACCACCACAAUCUGCGCCAUGUUGUUAUCACAUCGACCUGCUUCGCCUUCAUCCUUUCUACGGUGGCGGUUGGAUUUCGAGUCAUCUCACGGAAAUUGAAUGGAACUGGUCUAUACCUCGAUGACUUCCUAAUUAUAGGAGCUCUGUUUUUCGAAUAUGGAAUUUCUAUCGCUGGAGUUGUUUUACUCUAUAAUGGACUUGGAACACAUAUUGUUUACGUGAAGCCCGAACAGUUGGUUGUCUACUUGAAGACCCUCUUUACCGGCUCGAUCCUCUACACCUGCUGCAUUGGCUGCAUCAAACUUUCAAUUCUCAUGCUCUAUCGGCGAUUAUUCCCCGUUAAGAGUAUGAAAAUUAUGGUCUGGAUCGUCUCCGCUAUCGUCGUCCUAUGGGCCUUUGGUGGUAUCCUGGUGGGCUGCUUCACCUGCAUACCGACGGAGAAGCUGUGGCACCCUAUGAUACCCGGAGGUUGCUUAAACAUGGGCAAAUUUUAUUAUGGACUCCAGAUCCCCAACAUUGCGACGGAUGCAAUGAUUUUAUUCAUGCCCAUGCACACUGUCUGGAAACUACCUAUCUCCCGUGCCCAGAAGGUUGGCCUGUCGGGUAUCUUCGUCGUCGGAUUAUUGACCCUUGUGUUUGAUAUCGUUCGUCUCGUUUCACUCAUCGAACUUUCCGAGGCGGGCGAUGAUAUUACCUACACUCAGGUCAACCCAAGUGUCUGGACAUGCAUUGAGCCGGCCGUCGGUAUCGUCGCUGCCUGCUUGUCUAACAUGCGACCCUUGUUCAAAGUCAUGCACGAAAGAGUCUGGUCACGCUAUGUCUCGACUAAUGCUAGUAGCCGGGACGAUUUCGUUGAGAAGAACAAUGAAAAAUCAUCUUGGACUCGCGACACACCCAGUCCUAAUGGUACAACUGUGCACACUGCUACUAGCACCACUCUCUCGAACGAGGAAACUCGUCACCCCGAUAGCCCGGCAUGA
Messenger RNA from Penicillium waksmanii, 1017 nucleotides. RefSeq lists its product as uncharacterized. The transcript has 5 exons. The record is from RefSeq and is a predicted model, not a curated record. Lineage: Eukaryota; Fungi; Ascomycota; Eurotiomycetes; Eurotiales; Aspergillaceae. Bases 1 to 1017 code for a protein of 338 amino acids.